This is a messenger RNA of Emiliania huxleyi CCMP1516, 1855 nucleotides long. RefSeq lists its product as hypothetical. The annotation marks the transcript as partial. The transcript has 21 exons. Gene Ontology annotation, cellular component: membrane. NCBI's taxonomy places the organism in Eukaryota, Haptophyta, Isochrysidales, Noelaerhabdaceae. The record is from RefSeq and is a predicted model, not a curated record.
CUUGCAGUCGACAAGCUCGCCCACGCUCCGGCGAUGGGUGGCCUGAAAGGCCAAGCCACCUUUGAGAGCUGGGUCAACUUCACGCCGACAUGGGUGGCGCUCAUGCAUCGUUUCAGACACGUCGUCUUCACCUUCUGGGUGAUGGUGAGCCUCCUCGGCGUCUAUCACGCCGAGACGGUCGUCUCGUCCAUCACCUCCGAUCUCGCAACCAUACCUGGUCGCUGGCAGCCAGCCUACAUGCGCGACUCGCUGCAGGCCGCGGACGCACUCAAGCACAAGUUCCCCUCCCUUGCCGGCGAGAAGGCCAUCAUCCGCGUGCGGCGGGUCGACGGCGAGUUUGUGCUCUCUGAUAAGACGCACGCGUUUUGCAAGUCGCUCGACGCGUCGGUGGCAUCCUUCCUGCCCGAGGGGCUGCUGCUUGGUGUCGACUCGAUCUACAACUACUGGAAGCCCACUUGGGUGAGCAACAAGCCGCCGCAGUUUGUCAAGGAGCUCUUCCUGACCGAGGGCGACUCGGCCAUGCUCGUCGUCAUCUACCUAAACUACUCCUACCCGGAGCACCUCGACCAUGUCGUCACCGGAGGGGGGGACAUGGUGACCAACGCGCAGCUCGAGCUGGCCGGCCCCGUGGCCUACUCGGUCUUCUUGGGGGGCGACCUCACGAUGCGCCAAGACAUGCUCAUCGCCGUGCAGAGCGACGCCGCGUUUGUCCACACACUGACGCUGCCGAUCGCGACGGCGCUGCUUGCGCUCUACUUCCGCUCGCUGCGCAUCAUGCUCAUCCCCCUCCUCACCAUCACCCUCUCCCUCUCGGCGAGCCUCCUCAUCACGUACGGCGCGUCGCGCCUGCUGCCGCUCCACUAUUUGGUGCCCGUCCUCCUACUCUGCGUCACGCUCGCCACGUCGGUCGACUAUUGCCUCUUCUUCCUCGCGCGACUCAAGGACGAGAUGCAGAAGCCGGACGGGCCUGACAAGCCGACCUACCACCAGGCCGCUCUACUGCUCGAGCUGCGGCGCGCCGCACGGCGGCUCCAAGUUUUGCACAAACUGCGGCGCCAAACUGCCGCCCUUGACCAACGGCGUCGCCGCCGCCGCCGACGCCGCCGCGCGGGCCCUGUCCGGCGCCGACGCCGCCGCGCCGCCCUCCGAGCCGCUCGACAUUGGCUGGGGUGCCUUUGGGCGGUGGACGGUGCGCAACCGGGCGGGGGUGAUGGCGGCGGCGGCGGUGCUCGCGUUUGUGGUGUCGCCCGCGUCGCUCGAGACAAAGUUCACGUCGAGCCCGCAGGCCAUUUUUCCGAACGGGUUCCCUUCGAUGGACUUUGCUCGCGAGCUCAUCGACUCGUAUGGCGAGGGCCGCAUCUGGCCGUACUACCUGAUGCUCGACGCAAACGAGGGCGAUACCGUCUUCUCGGACGAGUUCUUCGACGCGGCGGGCGACUUUCUGCGCGACGUCAACGCCUCGCUCGCCUCGCACCAGGUGGCUGUCCAGUCGGUGAUGGGGCUGAUGUACCUCAACGGCGAGUACGUCCGCUGGACGGAGCUGCAGGCGAUGCUCCAGUUCGCGAACGGCGACUGCGGCGAGCGCGAGCGGCAGCAGAUCCAGAAGAAGCUCGCCGAGGCGUCGGAGCUGGUCGGCAAGCAAGUCUCAGACACGAUGUCCAGCAUGACAACCAUGAUCGACUCGAAGCGCCCAAGCGACCCGAGCGGCGGCGCAGCCGCCGAGGACCCGGCCAACCCCGCCGGGCUCACUGUGCAGCCGCCGCUGCGCGAGGAGGCGGCGGCCGCCGUCUCCAAGAGCGACCUGGACCGGCUCGCGCUCGGGGCCGGGCUCUUCUUUGGGCAGCUGGUCAAGGAG